Agrilus planipennis (emerald ash borer) is the source of this 1094-nucleotide messenger RNA. RefSeq names its product LIM domain-containing protein jub. The record is from RefSeq and is a predicted model, not a curated record. Lineage: Eukaryota; Metazoa; Arthropoda; Insecta; Coleoptera; Buprestidae. The transcript is spliced from 6 exons. Gene Ontology annotation, biological process: positive regulation of miRNA-mediated gene silencing; regulation of DNA-templated transcription; negative regulation of hippo signaling. Gene Ontology annotation, molecular function: transcription corepressor activity. Gene Ontology annotation, cellular component: adherens junction; transcription regulator complex; nucleus. Bases 276 to 974 code for a protein of 232 amino acids.
UCGUUACGCUAAGCAAUAAUCCGCCCUCUCCCUUAUUUGCUAAUGUAUUUUAUGAACGUCCCCAUAUUUAAUUUUUUUAAUUUGGCUGUUAGGUAAAAAAAACUCUAGAAAAGAUUGAAUCCAGGUCUUCAGCACCUCCUAGCCCUACCCCAAGUUCGAUUAGCAACACAUCAAAUUCUAGUAAAUUAAAAAUAAGUGGAAAAAACUUGUUGCCGUAUAAUGUUACUCCACCUAGACCUCGUGGACCGACUGAAGCUGAAAAAAAAAUUGAAGAAAUGACCCGACAAAUUGAAGAAGAAAUGGAGAAACAUGAGGAAGAAGGGGAAUAUUUUGGGGUGUGUCACACCUGUGGAGAGAAAGUUACUGGAGCUGGACAGGCUUGCCAGGCAAUGGGAAAUUUGUAUCAUACUAAUUGUUUUAUUUGUUGUUCAUGUGGAAGAGCAUUAAGAGGAAAAGCAUUUUAUAAUGUUCAUGGUAGAGUGUAUUGUGAAGAGGACUAUUUGGUAGUUUAUUCGGGAUUUCAACAGACUGCCGAAAAGUGUGCUAUUUGUGGUCAUUUAAUAAUGGAAAUGAUCCUUCAAGCAAUGGGCAAAUCAUAUCAUCCAGGUUGUUUCCGUUGUUGCGUUUGUAACGAAUGCUUGGAUGGUGUACCUUUCACUGUUGAUGUGGACAAUAAGAUCUACUGUGUAAAUGAUUAUCACAGAAUGUUCGCUCCUAAAUGUGCUUCAUGUGGUAAAGGAAUAACUCCAGUAGAAGGUACCGAGGAAACGGUUCGAGUUGUGUCUAUGGAUAAAGACUUUCAUGUCGAUUGUUACGUGUGUGAAGAAUGUGGUAUGCAAUUGACAGACGAACCAGAUAAAAGAUGUUAUCCUUUAGAAGGACGCCUUAUGUGCAGGAGUUGUCACAUACAACAUUUGCAACAUACACCUAGACAACUAUAUCCUGUGUCUGCCACAUACCAGUACAUUGGAUAGAAAAGCUUACAAUGCAGCUAUUUUUCGUUAGAUAUACAUAGAUUUAUAUAAAAAGGAAACACGUUAACACCAUAGUCAUGAAUUCUAUUUAUUUGAAAUGUGGCAAAGUCUUUGAAAAAC